This is a messenger RNA of Staurois parvus, 526 nucleotides long. The record is from the annotation of a GenBank genome assembly. NCBI's taxonomy places the organism in Eukaryota, Metazoa, Chordata, Amphibia, Anura, Ranidae.
CGUCUGGCAAGACUGCGGGCACCGAGUCGUCUGGCAAGACUGCGGGCACCGAGUCGUCUGGCAAGACUGCGGGCACCGAGUCGUCUGGCGGAACAGCGGGCAUCGAGUCAACUGGCGGAACAGCGGGCACCGAGUCGUCUGGGAAGACUGCGGGCACCGAAUCACCAGGCACGACAGUGGACUCUGACUCAAUUGGCACGACAGCGGGCACCGGGUCAUCAGGUACCGGACUGUCUGGCUCGACAGCGGGCAUCGGGUCACCAGGCAUCAGGUCAUUUGGCUUGCCAGCGGGCACCGCGUCAUCUGGCAAGGCAGUGGGCACCCGGGUCACCAGGCAUUGGAUCGUCUGGCUCGACAGCGGGCAUCGGGUCACCAGGUAUGACAGCGGGCACUGGGUCACCAGGCAUCAGGUCAUUUAGCUCGCCAGCGGGCACCGAGUCACCAGGCACGACAGCGGGCUCUGAGUCAACUGGCUCGACAGCGGGCAUCGGUCACCAGGCCUAAUAGGAUCGUCAGGCUGGAUCAG